CACCUUUUUCCAUGGAGUAAUUAAGGCCUGCCUCAGAGUGAAAGAGCACUCCCUGCCCAGCUGCCUAAGGGAGAGCUGACAGAACUACCACCAAGCAUGAAGCUCCUGGGGACUGCCUUCUUUUUCCUUGCUGUACUCUGUGUUUGCACUGUAGGAGAAGAUGGCAAUGAAACAACUACUGCCAAGCCAGCUGCUUCUACAGCAACAUUAAAAGCUGCAGUGGAAUCUGUGAAUACAACAACUUCGCAAACAAUAACACUGUCAAUGCCCACGCUGACAAAUGCAGUCAAAGCUGCAGAUGAAAACAUCACAAGCAGCCCCAUGUCGUCUUCACCUAAUGCUACAUCACAAACAACACAAGGUACAACAAAAGAACCUCCAGCAGGGACUUCAGUAGCAAGUACAAGUCUCAGCACAACAAACACUACACAAGCAAGUGGAACACAGUCGGCAGAAAACAAAAAUUCGGACGCUGCAUCUACUACAGGACGGUCUUUUUUUUCUACAGUCUCUCCAGAAAGAAACACUUCUGCUUCUGGAACCUCAGGCCUUCCCAUGAGCUCUCCAACAAACUCAGCAAAGCCAACUUCUGAAAGUCCUAAAAGCAGUUCUGGAAACCAGACUCAGACAGAGAGUGAUAUCAACUAUUCUAAUGUUAUCUUGCCAGUUGUCAUCACCCUGAUAGUCAUUACCCUCUCUGUCUUUUCACUGGUGGCUUUGUACAAAAUGUGCCAGAAGAAAACUCCAGAGAGACAAGAGAAUGGCGCUGAACAGGCCCAGUCAGAUAAAGAAGGAGUCAAACUUCUUUCUGUGAAGACAGCUUCUUCUGAGACUGGAGAGCACUCAUCUCAUGGGAAGAAUAAAACUCGGCAACUUUUCACAUCUCAGCAGUAAAUAUAUGUGAAGCAGCCUGUUUUAUCACAAUAUGCAGGAGCAUCUCACCAAAGUUGUGUUUCAAUGGGAAAUGUGGAGAGGCUGAAGCUUUUUUACCAUCAGGACACUUGUGUUAAUGACCAGGUUUUGACUCCUAAAUCUCAAGCAUCUCCUUUCCCUUCUGGAAUGACAUGUAAUUUUUUGAUGGCUUAAUAACUGGUAUAUCAUGUAUAUUUAUUAUUUUCACAUAUAGUAAAAGCAGGGAAACAAGGUUGAAGACAAUGUAAAAACAAGAAGGGUGAAGAUAAUGUAAAAAUUUGGUGAUGUUUCCAUAGUAGCUACUAAAAAAUGUUUUGUGCACACACAGGAAGGAAUACGUCAGCAUACUUUGUUGAACUUAUGGUAGCUAGGGAUAUUUUAAUUGUAUGUUGCAGAAUGGAAACAGGGCCUGAGCUUUGAAAAAGGACUGGGCAAACAGCCACUAUGAAAAUUAAUUCAGUGAUUUGCAUGAGACUCCUCACUGUAGCACAUGCUUUUCUUGUCAUAAAUGUUUACAGGGUGGGAUGCCCGGCUGAGAUGCUGAAGUGUGUGCUGCUUCUCUGUGAAUGGAGGAAUAUACCUUGCACUGAGGCUCUUUGAAAUUCUGUAAAUUACUGAAUACAGUCCUUUCAAUGUAGCAGGCAAUAGCUGGUUUUCACCUGUUCCUUGGAUAACUGCACUAUGUGUGCUACAAAUAUGACUUCCAUAUAGCCUGGGGCACGCAGUGGGAAUCAGCUAGGUAAGCAAUUUCACAGAUGAACUUUCUUCCCUGUGUUCUGAGUAAUGCAUGGGAUUCCUGAGGGUUAUUGAAUAACUCUGGAAGUUCAAAGAGUGUUUCAAGUGCUAAUUACAGACACUCUUAAUUUGUACAGAGCUGACAGUUCCAAAAUAUCAAGUAGUGCUUCUACCUGUAUGUACCCUACCUUUCUAGAACUAUAAAUGUUUGAAAGUUAUAUUACUGUGAGCAUCUUCUCAGUCUCAAUCCACUGACUGUAGCAUUCAAAGAAUUACCUUUUUUUUUAAUUGGGAAAUGGAAGGAAGACAACUUGUGGUCUAACUCCAGGACCAAGAUCCAGGACAGUCACCUGAGUUUUGAUACCUAUUGAUAUAAUGCAUUUGAGGAACUUUUCUCUCCCAUUUCCUUCUCUGAAAUAUUAAAAUUUGCCUAGCAUUAUAGUGAGAGAUUGAGAAGAUUUAUUAAUUCAUGCCUAUAGACAAAUCUGAAAAGUGUUUAUUUCCCUGUGCUUGGCUGUUGCUCUUACUUCCAAUUUGGCGGGUCUGAUAAUCUUCUGUCCUGGUGGCACCAUGAGAGACUUCUGGUGAAACUCAAUAAAAGAUGGGAAACAAGUG
Molecule: messenger RNA, 2262 nt
Organism: Cyanistes caeruleus (blue tit)
Lineage: Eukaryota; Metazoa; Chordata; Aves; Passeriformes; Paridae
Gene: EMCN
Product: endomucin
Source: RefSeq, a predicted model, not a curated record